This is a messenger RNA of Protomyces lactucae-debilis, 750 nucleotides long. RefSeq lists its product as uncharacterized. Bases 1 to 750 code for a protein of 249 amino acids. Lineage: Eukaryota; Fungi; Ascomycota; Taphrinomycetes; Taphrinales; Protomycetaceae. The transcript has 4 exons. The record is from RefSeq and is a predicted model, not a curated record.
AUGCAGGCGUUGCGCGCAUCAGUUCUUCUGCUGUUGUUAGUCUUUGGAGCGGGAUCUGCCCGCGGUUACUACACAAAUAUCGAGAUUGGUCCCGUGUCGGAAGGAGUCCGCAUCACCGCUUUCGAAGCCACGAUUGUGGUGGAUCCGACAAUGCUCACCUUACCCUGGCACAACAAGUUUUCCCUUUCCGUCUCGCUAGGGCCCUAUUUCUCGAAUAAGAUCAAAGAUCCCAAGCAUCCUGACAGUUUUUUGCCAUUUUACGUAUCGAUCUCAGUGCAAAGCGAGCCAUGCUACAACCAAGACACAGCUCAGCCGCAAUGGUGUCUCCUGUAUGCGGGAAACAACCUUGUGCAAAUCCCAUGGCCAUCAACAGAAUUACUCACCUACAAGUUCAAUUUUGUGGAGUUCAUGCAUGACUGGCAACAGAUGGGCACAUUCAAUCUCAACGACCCAUUCAUCCACUACCAGAGCAAGAACAACAAUGCGGCGCUGAUCGAUCGAACUUCAGUGAUCAUUAUGGCCGAUGGAUUUCGAGAAGACGGCUCCACAACAGACAGGAAUCCUAUGAAGCUCACAGAUGUCACAAUUUUGCUGAACCAGUCAGAUGAAAACUUCCUCAAAUCUAAUCCUUGCAUGCCAGACUUUGGGUGCUCCACAGCUGAGAAGCAGGAAGACGGUAAAACUUGGAUGAUCAAAGAGUUGAAUCUCUACGAUUUGAAACGUGCAAGACAGCUAGGCUACACAAAGUAA